AUGGAAGUCAUUGAACUGGGAGAAGUCGACUUGAACUGUCCUUCCAACUGCCAAAUUCAUAAUACCCAUUUCUUCGGAACCGACAGACAGAUAAUAAGGAGAGGGCAAGCCUUCAGCUUUUAUGCCUCCUUCCAAAAUCGGGAAUGGGAUGACUCGGCGGACCAGGCUGUUUUCAGUGUGGAGACAGGCCUCAGACCCUGUGAAUCAAAUGAGACAAAAUGUAGCUUCCCAAUGGGCAGAUGUCUAGAUCAAACCUGCUGGAGUGCUUCGUACAAAAUUCAUCAGCCAAAAUGCAUCAGUAUCAGCGUGUUUCCACCCUCCAAUGCCUGCAUUGGCCGUUACAUUCUCAAUAUGCAAAUCACAUCUUGUGGUCACACAUAUCAGCGGUGUCUUGGAGAUUUUUAUGUUCUUUUUAACCCUUGGUGUGCAGAUGACCCUGUCUAUAUGGACAAUCAGGCCCAUAGAGAAGAAUAUGUUCUGAAUGAACAUGGGAUACUGUAUGAAGGAGUUCACAAGCAUAUUACCUCUCGACCAUGGCACUUUGGACAGUUUGAAGAUGGGAUUCUGGAUAUCUGCUUGAAGAUCCUAGACAUGGGUGCAAGUUACCAUCAUGGCUCUGAUCGUGACCAUUGUUGGCGCAAUGAUCCUGUGCAUGUCAGCAUGGUUGUAAAUCACAUGAUAAGCAGCCAUACAACUAACAGUAUAAUGAAGAUUCCAGAAAACAACGAUUACCUGAAAGGAACAAAACCAUUUUCCUGGAAUGGAAGCGUCCCUAUUCUUCAGCAGUGGUACAAUGGCAGAUGCAGGCCGGUCAGAUAUGGUUACUGUGGGUCUCUUGCUUCAGUCAUGUGCACAGUGAUGAGGUGUUUGGGAAUUCCAAGCCGUGUUGUCACAAAUUUCUGUUUUCCAUGCUCAACUGAGAAUCCUCUUGGUGUCAAUGAGAUUUUUGACUGUACUGGAAAAAACCUGUGUGGUAAAGACAAGCUAUGGCGAUAUCACUGCUGGAAUGAAUCUUGGAUGGCUCGCAGAGACCUAAACCAAUGCUGUGGUGAUUGGCAGUGUCUGGAUCCGACACCUUUGGAAACAGGCAGAGGUUCAGCUUGCAGCGGUCCUACAUGGGUUCGAAGCAUCAGAGAGGGGGAACUGGACUUGGACUAUGAUGGUCAUCAUAUGUUUUCUCGAGUUAAUUCAAACUAUGUUGGCUGGCUUUCCCAAAACAAUGCCAAGAAAACAAAAUUUUUCUGUGAUGCUUGGCCAUGUGGACAACAUCUAAUCACCAAGAGUGUUGGCAGUGAGCAAUUUGAAGAUAUCACCGGGGCUUACAAGUAUGAACUAGGUUCUGUGAAAAACAAAGAAGCCUAUUACCGGGCUUACAGAAGAAUUCACCCAGGAUACUGCAAUGCUUCCAACUGUCAUAUUGAUAGAGAGUUAUCAUCUCUGAAAAACCCAUUUUUGAGUGACUCUGGUAUUAACAUGAGGUUAAAGAUGGCUAACUGCCCAAUGUAUGGAGAAGAUGUCCAACUGCACUGGCUGCUUGAAAAUUUGCGCAAUGAAAAUAAAAACCUGAAGUUUAAUUUGUGUGCACAAAUAAUAACAUACAGUGGUUGUCCAAUGGAUCAGUUUUGGAAAGACAGUGUGAAUAUCACAUUGGGCCCAAGGGAAGUGAAAAAAAUUCCCCUGUGCAUCUCAUAUAGCCAAUAUGGACCUUACCUCUGUGAUCACAACAUUAUGAAAGUAGUUGCUGUGUCAGACCCAGAGUGUGGAGAAGCUCUGAUGGUGAGCAGGGAUAUCGUGAUCAACAGGCCACCUGUUAUUGUAAAGCUACUGAGCCAGCCCAGGCUGAAAGUACCAUGUACUGCAGAGAUCUCCUUUUGCAAUCCUCUUCAGGAAGAUAUGAAGAACUGUGUCAUGACAUUAGAAGGCUGUGGCUUAUUCAAAGAGCCAAUGACUAUUGACUUAGGAACGCUGGCAGCCAACCAACAGGCACGGACCAUCGUUGAGUUCACACCUUACAGGCUUGGCAGCCACCGGCUCUUGGCCAACUUCGGAUGCCACAAGUUUGCCUAUUGCAAGGGGUGUGCCAAGGCUGAAGUAUGUAGUCCUGUGGGCCAGAAUGGCACCCUGCCUGUCAGCCAGAAUGGGUCACUCCCAGUGUGUGAGAAUGGCUCCCUCCCCAUGGACAACUCUGGGCCUGUCCCUGUGACAGAUCCUGGGUUAAAUUCCAUGUGUGAAUAUAUAUGUAUCCCAGUCUGCAACCCGAACUGCAGUGCAGGAGGCCAGCCUGUGUACGACUUCGUGUACCUCCCUGCAGGCCACCCCUUAUGCAACUCCAUCUGCAACCAAGGCUUCAAUCCAAGCGGCACUGCUGGUUUUGAACUGGGAUGUGAUCCUGGCUUCCGUGUCAUAUGUGAGACCGUGCCUCCUGCUACGUGUGCCGCAAUGCCUCCAUCCAUGUAUGGCUCCAUGCCCGCCCCAACAUCCAACCCUGUGUGCCCCCCUAUGCCUCACGUGGUGUUUGAGACAGGUCCCACUACUGCACACCAGCCUGGAGGUGGAGUGGGGCAGAUGCCCUACUCUGUCUCCGUCCCUGCAAAUAACGCGGUGAGUGCUCUGCUGACCCACUUUAUGGCUGGCUCCAGUCCCACUGCGGCAACUCAAGCAGUCCCUACCCAUAUGACUGCUCUUCCGACCCAGCCCGUCUGCUCUCCAGUAGUCCACACCAUUGGCAGUCCCAUGCCCCCAGCUCCCAUCGCAGUGCCUGCUGCCUCCAUCUCUCACAUAGUCUGUGGCUCCGCACCGUCUCCCACCGCCCAACCCCUGAGUGCCCCAGUAGCCCAUGGCGUGUGCUCCACAGACCCUUGCCCGGCACCAUCCCCAGCUUCCCGCCCCACCACCCGCAGUAACACCCCGGCAGGACUGCAGACGGGGAGCUCCCCAGCAGCCCACGGCCUGUGUUCCCCAGCUCCCCGCCCUGUAGGACCCCCAGCAGCCCACUCACUCUGCUCUCCGUCCCCCCGCCCAGUGGGACCCCCUGCCACCCACUCGCUCUGCUCCCCUGCCACUACCUCUCUGGGAGCCACAGGGGCCCGGCCCUCCAGCUUGCCGCCCGCUUGCCCUGAGGACUCGUCAGCAGCCUGCCCGCCAUGCCCCCCAACCCCACAGCCCUUGUCAGCCACCACAGCCCGCUCCCUCUGUGCCCCUGGCUCUCGCCCGGUCUCCCGGCUUGUGGCCACAGUGGGGUCUCGCUCGGUGUGCGGCUCGCAGUGGGGCCCCUCCUCCGACACCACCGCUCGCUCAGGCUCCCACUCAAUGUGGACACCUGCCUCCCGCUCAGCCUGGAGCCUCGCAGGCCGCUCUGGUUACUCCUCCGUGACCCGCAACGCCUAUGGCACAGUCACACGGCCUCCGUACAGCUCCUUGUCCCGCUCCUCCUACAACGCUUUGUCCCGCUCUUCCUAUACCACCCUACCCCGCUCAACCUCUCCCUCUGCCUAUGCCACCCUGCCCCGCUCUGGGUCGCGCCCUACCAGCAGCACCGUACCCCAGGUUGGGUCCCGCAGGCCCUGGAGCCCCAGCAGGAGCACUUUCAGCUACUUCAAACGCAAAUAUCUGUAAUGGAGAGCAGCGUGGGGAAAAGCCAAAGAUGGCGAUUAAAGCCCACGCACAGAUGCUUUGAAAGAGGUUAGAAAUAGGGUGACAGAGAGCAGUGAGCAGUAUUUAUCUAUGGAUUUGAGAUGUGCCAGAGAGCAGGCAGCUAGCCGACUGCUGAGGGAUGGCUUUGAUGCAAAGCUUGUACGUCUUGAGAUAUGGAACGGCGGGAGUGACAAGUGAACGUGUUCCUCAUGGAGCCACAGUGACAGUACUUGAACAGUGCAAGUAAUCAGACUUACUUGCUCAGUCAACCUGUU
Calypte anna (Anna's hummingbird) is the source of this 3908-nucleotide messenger RNA. Its product is annotated as protein-glutamine gamma-glutamyltransferase 5. Gene Ontology annotation, biological process: peptide cross-linking. The transcript is spliced from 13 exons. The record is from RefSeq and is a predicted model, not a curated record. Gene Ontology annotation, molecular function: protein-glutamine gamma-glutamyltransferase activity. Lineage: Eukaryota; Metazoa; Chordata; Aves; Apodiformes; Trochilidae. Bases 1 to 3615 code for a protein of 1204 amino acids.